AUGCCCUCGGUCCCUCCGCAGAUGGAGCGCGGCCGCCGCGGCCGCCCGCCCAUGCCGCUCGUGUACGUGAACAGCUUCGGCUCGCACCGCUGCGGCACCGUGAUCCGCCUGGGCCGGGGCUGGCAGCAGAGCCCCGAGCAGAGCCCCCCGGGCCGGGCUGGGGCCCCGAGGGCCGCCCCGGAGCCGCGGAGCGGGCGCAGUCCCGGGCCGGGCGGCAGCGGGAGGAGAGCGGGCAGCGGCGGCGAGGGGAGAGCCGGCAGCCGCCCCAGCAGCGGUGACCCUCGAGAGGCUAAGGCUGACACCUUUGACUUUCCCAUCCCUUCAAGAAACGUUGAUAAAGUCAUUAAACGAAAGAAGAAAAAGUCCAAAGUCUGGCACAAAGUCUGGAAAGUGAUUUCAAAAAUGCUUGAGGAAAAUGAAAGGUUCAGAAGUCGACUGCUGACCUGCAGCCAGUUUGAUGGAGAGGGCUCUGACAGGAUGCAGAGGUCACAGAAUGGGGCAUACCUGGACAGGGAUGAGUCCAUCUUUGGCUGGGUGUAGCAAGGAAGUAAAGGAAGAUUCAGCCCCAAAGGAAAUAUAAACAAAGUGAAAGCUUUUCUUUUGAUCUAGUUCUUCCUGGAGUCAGUGCAAGUCUGCAAAGUGACUUCAGGGAACACAGGUUCUCUGUUGUUUGCUUGGUGUUUGUGCUUCUGCUGUUUAAGAGGUUUGUUUUUACAGUGGCUUAAACAGCUCUGUUGCAAGAUAUUUAUCUCAAGGCAUUAAGUCUAGUGUUUCACUGAGCUAUUAGUUUUAGAAAGCUUUUUAAUGAGCAUAAUAUUGUGACAGUUUUCUUGCAAAAGAAGAGAUACACAUUUACUGUUGUCUCUGUAUUUAUGUCUUUUAUUUUUGUAGCUUGUCAGAACAAUAAACACAAAUUCAGGAAGGCAGAACUCCACACAAGACAUAAACCCUACUUUCCUUUUUUCCUGGUUUGCAUAAAUUUGUCUUUAUGAUAUUAAAAUAUUACACAAUAACCCUCUCUGUUCUUUCAUCCAUUUAUACAUGAAUCUCAGCAAGUAUUUGGAAUAUGAAACCAGGUGGAUGUUUUCUCUCUCUGUUCAUCCUGAGGCACAUAAUGGUACCAUCACAAUCAGGAGGUGUUGUUUAUCUACCUGACUUCAAUAACACAAUAUAAUUUUCUUCUGUUCUGCAGCUUAAUACUUGA
Passer montanus (Eurasian tree sparrow) is the source of this 1204-nucleotide messenger RNA. It is a transcript of the gene CUNH5orf47, whose product is annotated as chromosome unknown C5orf47 homolog. The transcript has 5 exons. NCBI's taxonomy places the organism in Eukaryota, Metazoa, Chordata, Aves, Passeriformes, Passeridae. The record is from RefSeq and is a predicted model, not a curated record. Bases 1 to 540 code for a protein of 179 amino acids.